This is a messenger RNA of Pygoscelis adeliae (Adelie penguin), 4812 nucleotides long. RefSeq names its product dihydropyrimidinase-like 2 (gene DPYSL2). The coding region runs from base 1 to 2031 and encodes 676 amino acids. Gene Ontology annotation, cellular component: cytosol; cytoplasm. Gene Ontology annotation, molecular function: hydrolase activity, acting on carbon-nitrogen (but not peptide) bonds, in cyclic amides. NCBI's taxonomy places the organism in Eukaryota, Metazoa, Chordata, Aves, Sphenisciformes, Spheniscidae. The record is from RefSeq and is a predicted model, not a curated record. The transcript has 14 exons.
AUGGCUGAGAGGAAGCAGUCUGGCCGGCAGGGCGAGGAAGAAGAAGUGCCGGCCUUCUUCAAAAACCUGGGCUCGGGCAGUCCCAAGCCCCGGCAGAAAUUCUGUGGCAUGUUCUGCCCAGUGGAAGGCUCCCUGGAGAACAAGACCAUCGACUUUGACUCCCUCUCGGUGGGCCGCGGAUCUAACAAAGUCGUGGCAAAGCAGAAGGAUGUUGCCCACCUGGGUCCGGAUGCUCAGUCCGUCUAUUCCAGGCAGAGCGGGAAGGGAGGGGAACCAUCUGUUGAUUUCGGGAGAAAGGUGGAGAUCAGGAGUGCCACUGGGAAGGAGGCGCUGCAGAACCUGAAUGACAAGAGUGAUCGUCUUUUGAUCAAAGGUGGUAAAAUAGUUAAUGACGACCAGUCUUUUUAUGCAGACAUUUACAUGGAAGAUGGGUUGAUAAAGCAAAUAGGAGAGAAUCUGAUUGUGCCAGGGGGAGUGAAAACUAUUGAAGCCCAUGGCAGGAUGGUGAUUCCUGGAGGGAUUGACGUUCACACCCGCUUCCAGAUGCCGGAACAAGGGAUGACAUCUGCUGAUGACUUCUUCCAAGGGACCAAGGCUGCACUGGCUGGGGGCACCACCAUGAUCAUCGACCACGUGGUUCCUGAGCCAGGGACCAGUUUGCUGACUGCAUUCGACCAGUGGCGAGAAUGGGCAGACAGCAAAUCCUGCUGCGACUACUCUUUGCAUGUGGAUAUCACCGAGUGGCAUAAAGGUGUCCAGGAGGAGAUGGAAGCUCUGGUUAAAGAUCAUGGUGUGAACUCCUUCUUGGUUUACAUGGCUUUCAAAGAUCGCUUUCAGCUAACUGAUUCUCAGAUAUAUGAGGUCCUGAGUGUAAUCCGCGAUAUUGGUGCGACCGCUCAAGUGCAUGCUGAGAAUGGUGACAUCAUUGCUGAGGAGCAGCAGAGGAUCCUGGAACUGGGGAUCACAGGCCCUGAAGGGCAUGUGUUGAGCAGACCUGAAGAGGUGGAGGCAGAGGCUGUGAACCGGGCAAUAACCAUCGCCAACCAAACCAACUGCCCCCUUUAUAUCACCAAGGUGAUGAGCAAAAGUGCUGCUGAUGUCAUUGCUCAAGCCAGGAAAAAGGGCACUGUGGUAUAUGGAGAGCCCAUUACAGCCAGCUUGGGUACCGAUGGAUCUCAUUACUGGAGCAAGAAUUGGGCUAAGGCGGCAGCUUUUGUUACUUCCCCACCACUGAGUCCUGACCCAACCACUCCUGACUUUCUCAACUCGCUAUUGUCCUGUGGAGACCUCCAAGUUACUGGCAGUGCCCACUGCACCUUCAACACUGCUCAGAAAGCUGUUGGGAAGGACAACUUUACCCUGAUCCCUGAAGGAACCAAUGGGACUGAAGAGAGGAUGUCCAUCAUCUGGGAUAAGGCUGUGGUGACUGGCAAGAUGGAUGAGAACCAGUUUGUUGCUGUGACCAGCACAAAUGCAGCUAAAAUCUUUAACCUGUACCCACGGAAGGGCCGUAUUGCAGUGGGCUCGGAUGCUGAUCUGGUUAUCUGGGAUCCUGACAGCGUCAAGACAAUCUCUGCCAAGACUCAUAACAUAUCUCUGGAGUACAAUAUCUUUGAAGGCAUGGAGUGCCGUGGGUCUCCCCUGGUGGUUAUCAGCCAGGGGAAGAUCGUGCUGGAGGAUGGGAAUCUCCAUGUCACCGAGGGAUCUGGACGGUAUAUCCCCAGGAAACCGUUCCCUGACUUCGUUUACAAGCGCAUUAAAGCAAGGAGCAGGCUGGCUGAGCUGCGGGGUGUGCCUCGAGGCCUCUACGACGGACCUGUCUGCGAAGUGUCAGUGACACCGAAGACGGUCACACCAGCAUCUUCAGCUAAGACAUCUCCUGCUAAACAGCAGGCCCCACCCGUGAGGAACCUGCACCAGUCUGGAUUCAGCUUGUCUGGGGCACAGAUCGAUGACAACAUCCCACGCCGCACCACUCAGCGCAUCGUGGCACCGCCCGGCGGACGUGCCAACAUCACCAGCUUGGGCUAAGGACCGACCCCUUCUGUGCCCGCCUAGCGGACCAGGGGACGGGGGCACCUGGAGACCCUUUUUGAUUCUUUUAGAGCCUGUGACAGUUACUGCGGGCAACCAGUGAGGGGGGGCUGAAGUAAGGCACCUCUUUCAGUCCCCUCAGAUUCCCUCCUCAUCUUCACCAACCCCUCUCACUUCCCCCCUCAGCCCCUACACAUUUAAAGAAAUAAACCCUGUUUUGACACCUCUGACAUGCAAAAGUAAAUGUAAAGAGGAUGUUUGAGAUAUGUGGCCUCUGUCCCAUUCAGCAUCUUUCUUUUAAUAAAGGAAGGAUAAAGUGAAUUUCCCGGGAGCUGCCUUUAAGACACACACAAAAAAGGAAUCAAUAAAUAAUAAAUGUAAAAAAUAGCUUUUUUUUUUUUUUUUAAUGUCAAGCAGAAGAGUAGUUCAAGGGUUUUAAACUGGAUAUUCUAUAGGGUUCUGUGUUCCAGCAGAAUAGCUAGGCAAGCAUGGAGGGACACGAAUCCCAGCCUGUCUGUAACCAUUCCCCACCACCGCCUUUGAGGUCACUGUAUAGCUAUCUGCUGCCAAGAGAGAGAAACAGGAUCCAGCACUAGGAAUUGACAAAGCGCAUCGCACCCAGCCAUCGGGUGAGCUAGAAUCGUUGGGGACUUUGGUUCUGUUGGGUUUUUUCAUUAUUUUUUUUUUUCCUUCUGGAUUUUGCUGCGACUUAGGUCCUUGAGGAAACUUUUUUUUUUUUUAUUUUGUGUGUGUGUUUUUAAUAUGUUUGUAUCAUUGUGUUUACGAAGCCUUACCUGAGAACUGGGGAUCUCCCUGUUCUUCCCGGUCCUUCCCGAACCUCAUUCAAGUUACAGACUCCCGCCAGUGUCACUGCCGCCCUGGUACUUCAGGUAUUCCUAGGUUGCAUCAUUCCAGCCAACGCUUGCCACUUAGCUGCAAUAGGAGGUUACGGAGCAGGUUCAUAAGCUAUGAUCUUCACUUCAGUGUACUAGGUCUUGAGCUGGUGCAAACAAAGGGGCUGGAUUACCAGCUGAGGAGCUGGGACAGAGUUUCUUGACAAGUUUUUAGCAGUUAGUUUGUCUUCUGUUCCUGGAGGUGGAACUCAAUAAGCAGGGGGCCAUGGGCAAAGAGCAACAUGUUGCUUGAAUGAUUUCUGUAGCAGCCACGUUCCCCCUUCCUGGCCAUCAAUGAGUGGUUAUUUAAAACUUUAUGAGAGCUUAUCUUUAGCUCUCAUCGAAAGGCCGGUCAGUUGAGCGUGUGCCUUCAAGUUACAGACUAUUCCAAUUUGAGUCCAGAGGCCCAGCUGUUGUAACUGGGAGCCUCAGAGCAGCUCGAUGGGUCAACAGCAGCUGAGAAUCUCUCAUACACGGGGCGAAUUUCACAGUCACUCAUUCCUUCAGGAAUCUGCCUUUGUGCAAAUACUCAUGAGAAAGCCUGGUGGUUCCCCACCCUUCCUCAGAUGCCUGCCACCUCAGAUUUGAGAAACCAGAGGCCGUGAGUGGUCCUUGAAUGAAUUUAGGAGCCCCAGCUUCUGUGGCAGUCAGUGGGAUCUGGGCAUUUAAGUAUCUUCUGGCAUUGAAGGUCUUCUAGCCCUAGUAUUGGAGGCUCAUUAUUUUCAGGACAUGGAGAAAAAAUCUGCACCAUUAGAUUCCCACUUAAACUUAGCUGGAGGGCUCGGCGGUCCCAAGGACUUGGCCUGUCUCUUAGCACAGAGAGCUUUUCUACCCGCAGUUAACACAGCAUUACCUCCACUGUCUGUAUGCCCUGGCACUUGGCUGCAUCUUCUGCUUUCUCUUCUAUUUGUACUUUGCCACGUACAUUGACCUUGUUUUUCCGUAUUUGUGAGUAUUUUCUUAAAUGCUGUUUACAGGUCCUUUUAGGGAAAAAAACUAUAUAUAUGAAGGCUUUUAAGAAACAAGUACCAAAUUUUUUGUUAUGAAGUAUCAAUGCUGGGAUUUGCAAAGGAUCUGGAAGCUAUGUAGGUACCCAAACCCUCCCAGCUUCAGCACCUAAUUCCUUUAGGCCCCUUUGAACACAGAAGUUAAGAAAAACAUUGCCAUAUUCAUCCAUGCAUUUUGCAUUUAGGUUUAACUCUUGGGUCUUUUAGUUUUGCAUAAAAGAGUUUGCACUUUGUUUGUUAAGUAAUCCGUGAACUUAAUAUAUAUUGCAGCUAUUUUCAUUUUUUUCACCUAUAUGUUAAAAUCAAUUUGAACGAGUUGGGGAGAAAAAAAAAAAAGAAUUGCAGAUCCGUUUCAAUUCUACGAAACACUUGCGGCUCUUCAGUAUUCACUUAAGUCUUCCUUUUUUUUUUCCUUCACUGACUCAUGAUGACUUUUUAGUUUUAAUUUGUUCUUCAAAAGGAAAAAAAAAAAUCACAAAAAAAGAUUUUUGCAGGCUAUGUAAGCAUGUUUUUUCCUGUGAGAGCUCGUCUGCUUUGUGUCUGUUUAAUGAAUGUCAUAUGUAAAUGCUUAAAGAAAAAAAAAGACGAUGACUUAAUUAAUUAAUUAACCGCAGUGACUUGAAGCUCUAAAAAUAAAAAGUAGGAUUUAAUACUAGCUGGAUUUAACCCUUGGAUUUGUGAUUGUGAACCAUGAGUGGAGGAGCUGUAAGUGCUAAAGCUGAUCAUGUGUGUAGACAAAAAGAAGUACUGAUAUUUGACCAUUGUCUCAAUGGCAAAAAAUCCCCACCCCAACCCCAAGUCUUGUGUUUUAUUCCUUAAGAACUCUGUGUUAUAUUACCAUGGGAACUCCUAAUAAAGACAAAAUGUUGUUGUUUCAC